AACGAUCCUUACCAUUCAUUAAAUUUUGAUGAAUACACCUAAGACAAAGAACGAGUAGAAGAGAAGUGUGUAGUCAUGCCUGCUAAACAAAGAAAGAUAGCUGUAAUGGGGUUCAUGGCAGUAGGGAAGUCAUCAUUGGUGAUUCAAUUUGUGGAGAAUCAAUUUGUGGACUCAUAUGAACCUACCAUAGAGAACACAUUUGAGAAGGUGGUGCACUAUCGUGGACAGGAAUACCUCACUCAGCUGGUGGACACGGCUGGACAGGAUGAAUACUUCCUCAUGCCCCAAACUUACACUGUUGGUAUCCAUGGAUACAUACUGGUGUACUCUGUGACAUCCAUGAAGAGUUACGAGGUGUUGAAGGUGAUAUACGAUAAAUUGCUGGAUCAGAUGGGAACCAACAAGGCGCCCAUUGUGCUCGUGGGUAAUAAGAAGGACCUUCACAUGCAAAGGGUUAUAUCGUACGAUAUGGGCAAGAAGCUAGCCAAUGAAUGGAACAGUGCAUUUGUGGAGUCCUCUGCCAAGCAAAAUGAGGAGGUGGACACUAUCUUUCAGCGAGUGCUUCAAGAAAUAGAGAAACAAUACGGCACACAAGAUGAGACUGGAUGUCGUUUGUUGUAAGUACAGACUAUUGAUGUAGAACACAUUUUCUGUUUUCAGUGCACAAGACUAUGAUACUGACAUAAUUAUAUCUACCUUGGACUCUAUGUACAUGUAUAAUUAAAAAAACAUUAUUGUUUCAUGUUG
Molecule: messenger RNA, 747 nt
Organism: Halichondria panicea
Lineage: Eukaryota; Metazoa; Porifera; Demospongiae; Suberitida; Halichondriidae
Product: GTP-binding protein Rheb-like
Exons: 8
Coding region: 76-621 (181 amino acids)
Biological process (GO): small GTPase-mediated signal transduction
Cellular component (GO): plasma membrane
Molecular function (GO): GTPase activity; GTP binding; GDP binding
Source: RefSeq, a predicted model, not a curated record